AUGAAAACUCAAUCUGUAUUUACUUAUUCCCUUCAUACAUCCAGAGAUUCCUGUCAUUUUAAAUUUACUAAGACAAUUCAAUAAAAACAUAGACAUUCAUUUAGUGAUCUCUUUACAAAUAAUGCAUUGGAACAGUGUAAUAAAUAAAAGAUAAGAAGAAAGAGUUGUUAUUGUAAUGAAUGUGGUAGAAUGAGUAAAUUUUAAUACAAAUUUAUGAAUCUUAAGCAUCAAUUACUACAAAAAAGAAAUCAGAGUUAUACUUUACAUACAUCAACAGAACAUUGGCCAAGCUAAAAUAAAUUCUCUAUUUAGCUUCCAAGUAUUUUUUAAUCAUUAUUAAGAUAUUUAACAUAUUCGCAAAAGUUAGAGUUCAUUUCGUAUAAGUAGAAAAUCAUUAUUAAAUGAAAGAUCUGAAGAACAAAGAUCUCCAUUAAUGAUAUAUGAUUCUUCAUUUGCAAGAUCUUCAAUUAGUACAACCUAAAAAUUAUUGGAAGAAACUGCUAUGAAAAAUAAAGCUUUUAGACCAAGUGUUUUUCAUUCUCAUGAUGGACAUACUCCACUUGUACUUAAAUCUUAAUAAUUAAUUAUUGAACGAAUUCCAUAAACUGAAAGAUCAACAAAUACAAAAAUCAAACUACGCAAUAAUCCUAAACUUUUAUGUCCACUUCUUAUUGGGUUUACUAAAAAACUUUUAAGUUUUACAAAAAUAAAACCACCUCAAAUACAUAAACACAACAGAUAUAAAACAUAAUGA
This is a messenger RNA of Paramecium pentaurelia, 754 nucleotides long. The record is from the annotation of a GenBank genome assembly. NCBI's taxonomy places the organism in Eukaryota, Ciliophora, Oligohymenophorea, Peniculida, Parameciidae.